Messenger RNA from Zophobas morio, 1182 nucleotides. Its product is annotated as odorant receptor Or1-like. Gene Ontology annotation, biological process: detection of chemical stimulus involved in sensory perception of smell; sensory perception of smell. NCBI's taxonomy places the organism in Eukaryota, Metazoa, Arthropoda, Insecta, Coleoptera, Tenebrionidae. The transcript has 6 exons. The record is from RefSeq and is a predicted model, not a curated record. The coding region runs from base 1 to 1182 and encodes 393 amino acids. Gene Ontology annotation, molecular function: odorant binding; olfactory receptor activity. Gene Ontology annotation, cellular component: plasma membrane.
AUGUCGGGUUUAAUUCAACAGAGCUUUAAAAUCAACCUAAAAGUGAUGCAAUUUUGUCAUUUAUAUCCACCCGAAAAGCAACAACUCUUCUUCAAAUUGCGAGCUCACGUAAUGCAUGUUGUUUUUGUGAUGGCGGUUCCAACUCUCGGAACUGUUUACUUAUUGACCGAAAAAAAUCUGAACAUGGAAAGAGUCAACUACAACGCCGGUUUUUUAGCUCAAACUGCGUGCUUUAUUACGAAGCUUUUGCCGUUUAUUACAAAUGGUCAACGAAUCAAGAGACUGAUUGACUAUUUUGAUCAUAAUUCUGUGAGUGUGAUCAACGAAGAACAACGAGAUAUUGUCAAUAAGUGUGUUGAGGUGUGUCGUAGAAACACCUUCAUUUUUCUGGUUUGUGUGACAGGGGGUGUUGGUAGCUGGGCUGCUAAACCCUUGUUUUGGAAUGGUCGGAAUUUACCGGUGGAUGUGUGGUUACCAUUUGACUGGAGAACAAACAAUUUAGUGUACGGGGUUGUUUAUUUUUUUGUAACUAUAGGAGUUCUUUUUUCUUCGUUUGCCACUGGGGUGAUAGAUCCUUUGAUUGCUGGUCUUGCAUAUCAUGCCACUAGUCAAAUCAAGAUUUUAAAAGACAAUCUAGAACAUCUGAGUGACUAUGCUGAUAAUAUAAUGUUUGCACAAAAUUUAAGAAAAUUAUCCCCAAAAAUACUGAAACAUAAAUUAAUUUUCAACAGUAUUAAGCAGUGUGUUGAACAUCACAAUACUAUUUUAAGUUUUGUUAAAGAGUAUGAAGAUUGCUUCUCGUCUGUUAUUUUCAGCCAGUUUGCAGCCAGUGUGUUUGUAAUUUGUUUUUCAUGUUUACAACUCAGCAAGGUUGACACAUUUGGGUUCACUUUUCUGCAGUUAAUUAUGUAUUUCAGUGUCAUUCUUGCCCAAAUUUAUUUUUAUUGUUAUUAUGGGUCUACACUUUUUGAGGAGAGCAACACCAUUACAAACGCCGUUUACAUGGGACAAUGGUAUGACUACGAAAUAAAAUCGAAACUUUCUCUGAUAAUUUUGAUGGAACGGUCAAAAAGACCACUCACUGUUACGGUUGGAAAAUUACUUGAUUUAUCUUUGGUUACUUUCGCUACGAUUCUCAGAAGAUCUUAUUCGUUGCUUGCAGUAUUAAAAAACUAUCAGUGA